This is a messenger RNA of Aspergillus novofumigatus IBT 16806, 497 nucleotides long. RefSeq names its product thioredoxin family protein. Bases 90 to 416 code for a protein of 108 amino acids. NCBI's taxonomy places the organism in Eukaryota, Fungi, Ascomycota, Eurotiomycetes, Eurotiales, Aspergillaceae. The transcript is spliced from 2 exons. The record is from RefSeq and is a predicted model, not a curated record. Gene Ontology annotation, molecular function: protein-disulfide reductase activity.
UAAACUCCUUAUCUUGGCUUACCCUUAUCCUUUACAAACUAUCCCAACAUCCAUUUAUCAAUCCUGCAGAAGAGAGCCUGCAGAACAAGAUGCCUGUUACUGCCAUCACCUCGUUCGAACAAUUCAAAGAACUCAUUUACGCCGAUAAGCCUAUUAUAAUCGACUUCUGGGCAACAUGGUGUGGACCUUGCCGAGCUAUUUCACCCAUCUUCGAGAAGAUGUCGGAUAGUCCCGAGGUUGGCGAUGUCGGAUUCUACAAAGUUGAUGUCGAUGAACAUGAGCAGAUUUCUCAAGAGGUCGGCAUCCGUGCAAUGCCAACAUUUGUUCUCUUUAAAAACGGGGACAAGGUUGGUGAAGUUAUGGGAGCCGAUCCAAGUCGUCUGGUAGCCCUUGUUCACGAGGCACACACUCUAUAGAGCAUGAGAGAAUAGAGACAGGUUUGCUUCUAUUACCGUGUGGGGCUUCUUAGGGACGAAGAGAGUGGAAGCGCAUGUUUU